This is a messenger RNA of Striga asiatica, 2452 nucleotides long. Lineage: Eukaryota; Viridiplantae; Streptophyta; Magnoliopsida; Lamiales; Orobanchaceae. The record is from the annotation of a GenBank genome assembly.
UGUCUGUCUAGGACUCUACGCAGCAAAGGUGUAAUUCAGCCAAUUCUAUUUCGCAAAUACUCUUUUUAACGGAUAAAUUCGUAUAAAUUGCAUUUACUCAAAAACGGAAUACAUAUCUCGGCGCAUAUGACUGAUUCGUUCUGAAGAUUUUUCGGCCUAAAUUUCAUAAUUGGAUUCUUACGACUUGGCUAUGGGAUUCAAUAAAGUGUACAGGUCACUGCAGGAACUUUUCCCUCAGAUUGAUGCUCGAGUUCUAAGAGCUGUUGCUAUUGAGCACAGCAAGGAUGUUGAUGCUGCUGCUGAGGCAGUGCUUAUGGAGAUCAUCCCUUUCCUCACAGAAAGAUCUCGAUCAACUACACCUUUGGCUAGGAGCAUAUCUGAAAGCCAAUCAUCUCAAGAUGCCACAGCUACUACUCAGACUGUGAAUAUCCCACCCAUGAAUGCAUUAGGUUCAGCUGAUGGAAAGAACGGCGACAAUGUGUCUGGUGGACAUAAGCUGGGUUGGUACCAUGAAGCUGAUAAUGGGCACAAUGGACCAACUACACCUUUGACUGAGAGCAUAUCUGAAAGCCAAUCAUCUCAAGAUGCCACAGCUACUACUCAGACUGUGAAUAUCCCACCCAUGAAUGCAUUAGGUUCAGCUGAUGGGAAAGAGGGUAACAAUAUGAAUGGUGGACAUAAGCUGGGUUGGUACCAUGGAGCUUAUAAUGGGAACAAUGGACCAUUCAUGGGUACAUCUCCAGGGCAUCUUGGUCAACAGAGUAGUACUGUGGGAUUCAUAUUGUCCGGGCAGAAUCUUGGAAACUCUCAUGAUGAAAAUGUUGAGUCGGUUGAUAAAGAUGAAGCACUUUCUGGCAUGAAAUGCGGAGUGGAGAUUCCAUUUGAUGGUUUUCCUUGUAAGACAUCUAUUACUUUGCAAGCUGAGAAUAUUGGAGCUGAUCAAAACAAGAAUCUCGCCCAAGACAAGGUGGACUGUAUCCACUUAGAGACGAUGCUAGAAGCUGCCAGUGAUCAGGAGAAAUCUUCGGCAGAUGGACAUAAUUCUUUUUCUGGGCAGUCUUCAUCGUCUUUGCAUGAUCUGAAAACAUGCCCAAUGGAAAACAUUGUCCAGUUGGCAGUAGUGCAGGAUGUACAAGGAAGUCAUCUAGAGGAAUCCAAAAAAUGUUUGCCAGUUAAUACUUCCUCCGAGAUGGAAAUUUCAAGCCACAUUGUCGACAUUGAAGAUGAGUCUAAACUUAAUGCCUCCAUGUCCCAGUCCAGCCAAAUUCAUAUGAUGGGCAUGCUCGAGGGAAUCAUUGCUAGUGCGACAAAUAAUAAGGAAACGUUGUUCUCAGGGAUGCAGUCUAUCAUUAGCUUGAUGAGGGAAGUGGAACUUAAAGAGAAAGCUGCAGAACAAGCUAAAUUGGAAGCCGCUAUGGGCCGUGCUGAUUUACUGGCCAAGUUGGAAGAGCUUAAGAAAACAGUGCAACUUACGAAGGAGUUAAAUAGCAUGCAUGCUGGCGAAGUUUAUGGUGAGAAGGCCAUUCUAGCAACAGAAUUGAGAGAGCUUCAGUCUCAUGUGCUCUCCCUGUCUGAUGAAAGAGAUAAAUCUCUUGCUGUUCUCAAUCAGCUGUACUUCAUGGGCAUAAUUAGAAAUUCUAUGCAGAUGCGUCAAACUUUGGAGGUACGGCUAGCUGCAGCUGAGAAUGAAAUAAAAUCUGCGGAGAAAGAAAAAUUAGAAAAAGAAAAGGCUGCAAUGAAGGCCCUUGCUGAAGAGGAGUUGAUUAUGGAAAAAUUGGUGCAAGAGUCAAAGAUCCUGAAACAACAGGGCGACGAAAAUGCUAAGUUGCAGGAAUAUCUCAUGGAUCGUGGUUGUGUUGUCGAUAUGCUGAAAGGAGAACUGGCUGUGAUAUGUCAUGAUGUAAAACUGCUGAAGGAAAGCUUUGAUGAGAAUGUCCCGUUUAGCAAAUCCCUCUCUUCCAGCCUGACGAGCUGUCUAAUAGCUUCCUCCACUUCAUCUUCCAAAAGUCUGAAUCCCGAGGUUUUAGCGCCAGCUGACACUGACUUAUUGGUGGCUGAAACAGAGAGAGAUGCUGUUUCUUGUUCUCCCGAUCAGCUGUCCAAAGGGGAAUUGAAGACUAGAGAUGAUCGUAAAGCACUCGUGGAUGAUGGAUGGGAAUUUUUCGAAGAUGGCGAUGGUUCUGAAUGAGUGCAUAAUCAUAUCUCAAGUUAAGUUUGACUGGGAAAACUUGAAUUUGCACUUUUCCAGAGUACAGUUUGAUAGAGAAAUGUUUGAAUUUGCAAUAUAUUUCAAGUUUUGAUUGCUAUGAAUUUUAGCUGCUUGAUUUUUAGUUCGUUUGUGAGGGGUUUGAGUUUGGUGGAUUUAUGAACGCCUCGUUAUAUUUGCCUUUUGUAAAUGGUAAUAAUAAGGUUUGUUUAUAUUUGGAACUUGAAAUAAAUUGUGUUGUUGCGU